Molecule: messenger RNA, 1207 nt
Organism: Arachis duranensis
Lineage: Eukaryota; Viridiplantae; Streptophyta; Magnoliopsida; Fabales; Fabaceae
Exons: 5
Coding region: 266-1207 (313 amino acids)
Source: RefSeq, a predicted model, not a curated record
AUUUAUGACCCUUUUUUUAGCAUUCUCAACGUUUUAUGUUAAUCAAAAGCCAUGCUAUUUCUUCUUUUUUAUUUUCUGGGGUGAUGAGUUAUAUGAGUUGCACAUGGUCCCAGGAUUGUUAAAGAAUUCAAUUUACAGAUAUUACAUGUGGUGAUGGCUCAUUAUUAUACAGUAGAUAAUAGAUAUUAUAAACAGAUUAUAUAAGGCUUCUCCAUAAGUAUAAAUUUUCCUUCUUGUAGAUUGAAUAGAAUCAUCCACUGUAGCCAUGGAUAACAGUAGCGAUGUUCUAGCACGUGUUCAGAUGUCAGGUUCUAAAAAAAAUAAAAAACACUUGUCAAUUAAAGUACAAAAGACUGGUAAUAAAAAGGUGAUUAGUGCACACAAAACUAAGUUUUCACACUCUAAGCCUACAAAAUUACGAGCUCCAGUUCCUUCACAUGUAUCUAAAAAGCCUUCAGCAUUACCACCCUCUUCUUCCCAGCCACCACAAAAAUUCAAGAGAAAUUUACUAUCUUCCCAUGCCGAUCAUACACCAUCACCAUCACCAGCUGAAUCACUAUACUGUUCACCUAUCCAAUCUCAGUCAUUUGAUAAUGCUCCUAAUAAUGAACGAAAUUUACAUCAUGCUCACUCAUCGGAUGAAAAUCAUCACGAUGAAUCUCUUGCUCAAGAAGGUGAACUUGUCACUCAAGAAGGGCUCUUGAAAAUAGAGCCUUUUGGCAAUGAGUUUAAUCCAUGUACUGCUGUUCGUCAUGUAACAAAUGCCAUUAAAAGCAAAUUUUCAGAAUUCUGCCCUUCCUGGAGACAUGCUAGUGAGCAAAUGCGAGAUUUGUGGUUUACUGAAUUUAAAAAAAAUUGUAUGUGGGAACCUCAACACAAUGCAAGAAUUCGUCAAAUUUUUGAGAUUAAAGAGAGUGAUCGAUUAAGAUCGUUGAUGAAUCAGGAGAGACGCAAUUAUUCAAAAGACCCUAACCAUGUACCAAAAUAUAUUCCUGAACCCGUUUGGCGUCAACUAUUACAUUAUUUUGCUACAGAUUCGAAAUUUAAGAACUGGUCAGCAGCAAAUACUGUGAAUCGACCAACGUCUGCACCCCGCUUUUCUACAAACUUUAGCCUAAGUCCUCCGUACGAUGUUGCUGUUAUCUGGCCACUCGAUGAAGUACUUGAGAGACGCUCUUUGAUGACAUAUGAUCGUGCAGAGGAGUAG